Messenger RNA from Orussus abietinus, 3505 nucleotides. Its product is annotated as unc-112-related protein. The record is from RefSeq and is a predicted model, not a curated record. Gene Ontology annotation, molecular function: integrin binding. Gene Ontology annotation, biological process: integrin-mediated signaling pathway; cell-matrix adhesion. Lineage: Eukaryota; Metazoa; Arthropoda; Insecta; Hymenoptera; Orussidae. Gene Ontology annotation, cellular component: cell-substrate junction.
GUUCAAGUGAACCUUCAGGCGAGCGUACCGCAGCCGAACUACGACAGCAACGGGACGGCAUCUCCCGUCGAGGACGACAUCGACGCCGCUCUUACGGAUCUUCAGGUUACCCUAGAGGGCAGCAACAUCAGCAACGGACCUAGUGACAUCACGCAGGUCCCCGAGCUCUGCGACUACCUCCGUUUCUUCAAGCCUAAGCGGUUCACCCUGAAGGCCUUCAAGCGUUAUUGGUUCACUUGCCGGGACCUCCAGCUGAGGUUGUUCAAAUCUCGCGAGGAGUCAAACGGCUCCGAAAAUCCGGCCUACGUGAUCAAUCUCCGGGGUUGCGAAGUUACUCCGGAUGUGCAUCUAUCGCAAAGCCGUUAUGGUAUCAGGCUGGAAGUGCCCAGUGCAGAGGGCAUGACGGAGAUCUGGAUUAGAUGCGAGACGGAACAACAGUAUGCAAAGUGGAUGGCUGCCUGCAGGCUGGCAGCGAAAGGUCGCACUUUGGCCGAUGCCUCUUACGAAAGCGAAGUGAACAGCAUCAUGGCGUUCCUGCAGCUGCAGAGGCCUGCACCUGCACCUGCAAUCAAUCCAAACGCACUUGACAUCACGCCGGAAGACUAUGUCGCGCCUAGGUUUGCGAAGAAGUUUAAGGGAAAGCUGGUUCAGAGGAUCCUGGAGGCUCACGCCAACGUGAAGGAUCUUACCCUAGUCGACGCCAAAUUGAACUACAUCAAGGCGUGGCAGUCGCUUCCGGAAUACGGCAUAUCGCUCUUCGUGGUCAGAUUCUCGAACAAGAGUAAAGACGAGCUUCUAGGCAUUGCCAACAAUCGACUUAUGCGCAUGGACCCUCACAGUGGAGACCACCUGAAGACCUGGAGAUUUAACACGAUGAAGGCGUGGAACGUGAACUGGGAGGUGAAACACAUGAUGGUCCAGUUCGAGGAGGAGAGCAUCAUCUUCGAAUGCCAAUCGGCCGACUGCAAGGUUGUCCACGAAUUUAUUGGCGGAUACAUCUUCCUGUCCAUGCGAUCCAAGGAGGCAAAUCAGACCCUUAACGAGGAGAUGUUCCAUAAACUGACCGGCGGCUGGGCCUAGAGAUCUUAAAAGAUGUCAAAAUACCACUUGCGCAAAUAACGCUUCCUCUGCGCGACUUCCGCGCAUCAUUUCACUCGCAUUUUGUCGAGUCGCCGCCGACAACCGAGCAAUUGGUACUUCUAAUAUCUUAACACUAGAAUUGUACAUAGUUAAUGAUACGCGUAAAGCGCACAUCGCAUGGGCGCGUAUCUAAUUAGCACGCACGACGCGCGAAAGUUUUAUUUUAUCCCUAAGUCGUGACAAAAACAAAAUCAGAUGGUUUAGUUCUUAAGGUGAUGUGAAAGUGACGUCAGAGGUCUCGUUUGUCAAACUCUCCUCUGAUCAGGGUGUACCGAGUCUUUUCAUACAUUACAACGCGAAUAUGGAGACUAUAAGAAAAGUUCCAACAGCCAUGAAAUUUCAAUUUUUAGAAAAUUACUUAUAUAUAUUUUUAAAAUUUCGUAUAAGAAAUGAGAUUUUACGGGUGUUACGACCUUCCUCAUAGCCUCCAUAUUAACACUGUAAAGUUUGAAGCAAUUCGUAAAGCUCAGUUUGGGGAAAAGUGUCAUGAACGAUUGACCCCUGUAAUGGCACUUCGACAUCCCCUUAAACCGACUGAUACUUUGUGUAAUACCGAUCAACGCGUAGAGUGCCUCAGCACUUUACACUUGUCACUGUAUUUAUUACUGAUUGCGGUUUAGCAAUUUUAAUCCUUUAGAUAUUUUACGUUAAUGCACCUGUUAAUUUGUAUAAGUUUUCUUAAUUAAUUGGUAGUAAGGGGGAGGAAAGGAGGCGAGAUGAAAUUGCAGACUAAUGAAUCUUAGGCAAGGGGCAUUCUACGUGCUGAUUGCAUGAUUAAUGGAGUUUCGAGAGACUUGUAGAUUUUCCUUGACCGUUGGAAAUGUCGCGGCUGCGUUGCAUGCAAAUCACGCAAGCCGAAGAUUUCUCAGGUACAGAGGAUUAACAUUUCUCUUCAUUACCGGAGACUCUGCAAGUGCCUAUGCGCAUUGACUAACCAAAGUCUUCUUCCAUAUCCGUUCGUCGACCGCUUAUCAAAAGCGAGUCUUGAAAAUGUCAAAGGCACAAGGCGCAUCCCGAAAAUUACUGUCAGCGCUAUUAAUAUCUUUGCGUUAUGAACAGUGAAAAAAUAACGACUUAUCACUAUCUAAAGUUAAUCGGUUGCUUUCGUAGCCAUAUGCCGAUAAAGAAGCACACUCUGGAGAUGUUAUCGUUAACAUUGUCAUUGUCGGCAGUUCCUUCAAUUGCGAUGCGGUAAAGAGAUAAAACAUUAACAACAAUACCGACGCUCGACUUCGAAGCAUUGCCCACACUUUUAUCCGCACUAUUUUGAUAUACACAUUGUAAAAGUAAUAGCGAAAUAUCAAAUCCGAAAUUACUUAAGGGGAAGUGAAAGGGUCAUUCUAUAUAUAUAAAGCAUAAAAAUAUUAAUAACACUUUUCUCCAAACAGGGUGCAUGAAAUCAUUUAAAACAUUAGCGCAUGAUCGUGGAGGCCCUAAGAAACAACGCGACGCUCGUGAAAUUUCAAUUAAACAAAUUCUUUUUUAUUUAUCCCAGACAAGAACCGAGGACACGUAUUUGUUUUUUGAAAAAUGAAAUUUCACGAGCAUCGGGUUUUUUUAUUAGGGCCUUCCUAAUCACGUGCUGCAGUUCCAAAUGAUUCGGUGGAUCGAAUUUGAAGAAAAGUUUAAUAAAUGUUAUUAUAUAAUAUAGAAUGACCGAUUUAUAUCACUUUAAACAGGAAUCAUCGAAAAGAGUGGAAAAUAUUAGUAAUGGACCGUAGCACUGUAUUGUGAAUUUUUCACUCGGGGGCAAAUAUUGCCAUUAAUAUUGAAGAUUCCCUUUUAACACAGCGUUACGACACUCGAUAAGCCCCUUAUCACUUUACGGUGAUAAAAAUCUGAAACACGCACAUCUUCACAUAUGCGGCUACAACAAGGAGACCGUGCCUUUUACCCAGGAAGUGCGUCCUAAUCGUAAAUAAACAUCGACGGUUUAUAUCAGGAUGUAUAAACGAAGUAAUAUUUUAACAGUUACGACCUGACCUUUCCCAAUUACCGCCGGCUUGUUACGAUCCAUCGGAGCGAGCUGAUCUUACUUAGACAUUAAUCAAUUGUUUCGAGGGGAGGAGGGCGCGGGUCGAUUCCGUCCAGUUAAAAAACCGAAGAGAAAUUAUUUUCAUCGCGCAGGGUGCUAAAAACUGGGCCAAAGCGACUCGCCACAUCCCCAAGUGAGGACGACGCGAAAUCCUGUAAAUUAUUUGUUAUUCUACUGUAAACUAUAAUAUAUGAUAAAUAUAUUUACUUGUACCGUUACCCAUUACCUACGCAAUAUUACGUUAUACACUAUAUAUAACCAAAAAUUAUAUAGUUUUGUAUAUUAAUAGACGAUAGAUGUGUAUAAUAAACUUAAUUAUUAUUAAUGUAA